Messenger RNA from Perca flavescens (yellow perch), 2195 nucleotides. RefSeq names its product ceramide synthase 5 (gene cers5). NCBI's taxonomy places the organism in Eukaryota, Metazoa, Chordata, Actinopteri, Perciformes, Percidae. The record is from RefSeq and is a predicted model, not a curated record. The coding region runs from base 256 to 1425 and encodes 389 amino acids. Gene Ontology annotation, molecular function: DNA binding; sphingosine N-acyltransferase activity. Gene Ontology annotation, cellular component: membrane. The transcript has 11 exons. Gene Ontology annotation, biological process: ceramide biosynthetic process.
CCAAGGGCAUGUUCAAACGGUUUCCUGGUUGAACGACAUCGUCCUCACAACGGUGUGAAACGGUUUUCAGGUGAACCGGGAAGUCUCUGGUUUCCAUCACACUGGUGCAAAGACGAAGAAACUAGAGAGUGAGGCAAGUCAUCACCACAAGUGGCCCAGGGGCAGGGAAGGCUUUCAUCAAGUUUCACACAUCCUUUUCUUCCGGAUAUUAAACUAAUUUAAUCUAACUGUCCGGCGACUGGGGCACUGUUCAACAUGGCUGCUCUUUCAGCCUGGUUCUGGAACGAGAGGUUUUGGCUCCCACACAACGUAACCUGGGCGGAUCUGGCAGACCCAGCUCCCGGGGUGGAGUACCCCAAAGCUGGACACUUGUUCACUGCCUUGCCGCUGGCUUUGGGAAUUUUCGCCGUCAGGAUACUCUUCGAAAGGUUUAUUGCCAGUACCUGUGCCCGGAGUCUUCACAUCCAGCCAGGUGUUGGACGAAGAGCUCAGCCCAACGCAGUGCUGGAGAAGGUGUUUACAUCCAUCACCAAGAAUCCAGACUCUCGCCAUCUGGAUGGCCUAUCCAAGCAGCUGGACUGGGAGGUGCGAAAGGUCCAGCGUUGGUUCAGACACCGCAGGAACCAAGAUAAACCCAGUACACACACUAAGUUCUGUGAGAGCAUGUGGAGGUUUACAUUUUAUUUGUGCAUUUUUACCUAUGGGUUCCGGUUUCUGUGGCAGUAUCCUUGGAUGUGGGAUACACGGCAUUGCUGGUACGGUUAUCCCUAUCAGGUCAUGACUCCAGGUCUUUACCGCUACUAUGUGACAGAACUGGCCUUCUACUGGUCACUCAUGUUCUCCCAAUUCACUGACAUUAAAAGGAAGGACUUCAAGAUCAUGUUCAUACAUCACCUGGCGACAGUUGGCCUGAUCAGCUUUUCUUACGUCAACAACAUGACGCGAGUAGGGAGCCUCGUAAUGUGUGUACACGAUGCCUCUGACUUCCUGCUAGAGGCAGCCAAGCUGGCCAACUAUGCCAAGUACCAGCGCUUGUGUGACUCCCUCUUCAUUAUGUUUAGUGUGGCAUUCUUCAUCACACGACUAGUUAUAUAUCCAGUAUGGGUCCUGAACUCCACUAUGUUUGAGAGCUGGGCCAUAGUCGGGCCAUACCCGUCCUGGUGGCUCUUCAACUUCUUGCUGCUGGUCCUUCAAGUGUUGCAUAUCAUCUGGUUCUACCUCAUAGCCCGUAUUGCUGUCAAAGCCAUGCUGCGGGGCAAGGUAUGCAACGAUGUCCGCAGUGACAUUGAGAGCAGCUCAGGGGAAGAGUCCAACACGCCCAUAGAAGGCCCCAAGGCUUCUUUUCAUAUUCCCAAGGGAGAAAACGGCACUAACGGCCACUGUGCUGCUGCUAAAGCCCGAGGGCUGAACCACAGCAGCGGGUGACGCGAGGCUGGGAGCCCCCUGCAGUUUGUCCCUCACCAUGUCUCAGAAACUGUCUUUUGACAUUCCCUUGACGUGCAAGACACACACACACACUUUGGAGAGCACUGUACUGACUGUACAACACAACUCAAGAGGUGACAUGUAAACACUGAAAUAAUAUGAAAAAUCAGUUGUAGGUGAGUUGCAUAGCCUUAUUUUUCAAAUGAUGGGAGUGUUCAUGGGGAGUUUGGCUGCAGAUGUUGAUUAAUAUUAAAUGUUCUCUCCCAGUUUUAUUGGUCAGAUGAACUUGAUUAUUUUUAUCUUGUGGGUUGAUUCACACCGGAUCACAAAAAGCAGAAAAUACUACUCUGGAAGUGAGUUGCAUUUCUGAUCUGUGAGGUUACAGCAGGUAUUAUACAUAUAAAUAACUGUAUAAAGAGCUACUGUUAUAGCUGUGGUUUUAUCAGCUCUUAAAAAGAAGGGCACCUGCUGAGUGUGACCAGAAGUACACUCUUGAAAGUAAAAAGAGCAGCAGUUUCUGCCUUCUGCCAUCUAUUGUCGAUUUCUCCUUUUUAAAAACAUUGUUUGGCAAAUAUGUGACUUAUUGUUUUACUGUUUUUUUUUUUUUUUUUUUUACUAAGUCUUAUGAGACCAAAUGUUUAUGAAAUUGUUUGUCACUGCCUAUGGGAGAUUCCAGGCAUUAGGCCUAUACUAAAUGUCUGGUAUCACGUUCUUAUGUGAGGGCCUUGUAAAAUAGAUAUUUACAAAUAUACUCUGUUGUGAAAGAUGUC